Batrachochytrium dendrobatidis JAM81 is the source of this 945-nucleotide messenger RNA. RefSeq lists its product as uncharacterized. Bases 1 to 945 code for a protein of 314 amino acids. The transcript has a single exon. The record is from RefSeq and is a predicted model, not a curated record. Lineage: Eukaryota; Fungi; Chytridiomycota; Chytridiomycetes; Rhizophydiales.
AUGUUUCGUCGCAUAGCGUCACUGUUCAACAUGGCUCUGCCUAGGGUGAUGGCAGCCAUGGGUCUUGGCUCUAUUCCUAUGCAAACUUCCGUAUCUCUUGCUCCAAAACUUCUUUCUGCUGCCAAAGUCUCCACUCGCUUGCCUCUAUUCUUUGGCAAAACUUUGAAUCGCUGGCAACUAUAUGCUACUCGUGCUCCUGCUCGUUCGUUAUUCCAACUUCCAUUAAAUACCUUUCGAUUUUCGCUUGUGAAUUCCCUUCAUACUAACUCUUGGUUGGAAUCGUUGGACCCAAGACUUCGUCGUCAGGUUGUUUUGGAUGGUUUGCUGAGAUUCCAAUCAAGAACCCCUGUUGACGACUUGGCUGAUACAAUUGACCAUCAACCCAACAUAUCUGAACCUCCUGCUACUGCUGGAAACCAACAGGAUGUGUUCAUAACUAUGCAUUUGUAUGACCAUUCUACCAAACCAUCAUCCAUUACCCCUUCUUUGCAGUCUUUGUCCAUGAAUCACAUUCGGGAGAUUCAAACGGCUGCUGAUCGUCAUUACGAGCAUAUGCACAAGGUGUCUCUUACACUUCAGAGAUUGCUUGCUGCUGGUGCAUCUGAUGUGCGUGUCACUGAAUGCGAGAACGGCGGAUUAAACAUCAAGGUUGUUGUGCCUACUGUGCUAAUUGGUGGUGCAGAUGUAGAGGUAUGGCUGCGUGAGCAUGGAAUAGACCCAACAUGCACUCAUUUUAAGAUUGAACUGGAUACAACUCAGCAUAUUUCGUCUGAUGCUACUCAAUUGCCAUCUAGUGAUAUUGAAUCAUUUUUGAGUAUGCUCGAAGAGUUUAAAGAGUCUUCCAAUUCCAUGUUUGUUUCCAAACAGCCAUCAGAUAUUGUAUCUCAUCGCCAGACUCAGGAUCAACUUCUGUCCCAGUAUCAUGCAAUGAACUGUUUACUUUGA